AUGAAUAACCAAGUACAUAUUUAUGAUGGUGGUAUGUCACACGAUUCACUUAAUGCAUGGCUAGCAAAUAAAACCGGAUUAAUUGGAAAUUCGGUUCAAUCAAACUUAUUAUCACCAAAUAACAAGACAUGGCAUCAAUUAUUCAACCAGAAAUCAUGCAUAUUUACACUAUUUUAUGAAGAUAAAUUCAAAGAAAAAGAAGAACUUUUGAAUGAAAUGAAAAUCACUGCAGAUGCAUUUCAAAGAGAAAAAGACGUUGCUGUUUGCGAAAUUAACAUACACAAAUUCAGAUCUUUCUUCUUUGAUUUUAAAAUCAGAAAAACUCCAAGAUUUCAGUUAAAUGUUAACAAUGAAGAGAUUCUUUAUGAAGGACAUCGCAAUGCGAAGGAUAUGGUUAGCUUUAUAAACAGCUACUGCGAUAAAAUGAGAACAGAAAAAGGAACAUUAAACCAAAAUGCAGGAAUUAUUGAAGAAUUCCAGCCAACAGUUAUAGAAUUUUUGAAAUCACCAUCAGAAAAACAAUUGAAGAGCUUAUUGACUAAAGAAUCCGCAAAUGUUUACAUUGAUAUCAUGAAAUCUAUCCUUGAUCAUGAUGUUAACUGGAUUUACAAGGAAUCAGAACGUCUCCAACACGAGUUUGAUGCUCUUCCUUCUGGAAGUAUUCCUUCUGAUGACGAAAUCAUCAGGUUUAAUGUUAUUUCAGAAUUUAUUUCGCUCAAAGAGGAUAAUAAGCUUUAA
Trichomonas vaginalis G3 is the source of this 738-nucleotide messenger RNA. Its product is annotated as cell redox homeostasis. The coding region runs from base 1 to 738 and encodes 245 amino acids. The record is from RefSeq and is a predicted model, not a curated record. The transcript has a single exon. Gene Ontology annotation, cellular component: endoplasmic reticulum. NCBI's taxonomy places the organism in Eukaryota, Parabasalia, Trichomonadida, Trichomonadidae.